Molecule: messenger RNA, 549 nt
Organism: Vicia faba (fava bean)
Lineage: Eukaryota; Viridiplantae; Streptophyta; Magnoliopsida; Fabales; Fabaceae
Source: the annotation of a GenBank genome assembly
AUGUAUCUGUUAUGGCGUGUAGACAAAUUUAUAUAUGAUGGACAAUUGAAAUUCCUCUCGGUUGACGAGACACAUAAUGGGAGAAAUCACUGGAUAAGAUCCAGUGUCUUAAGAUGGGCAAGUGGCCUAGUUCUCGUAGCAAAAAUAAUUACACAAAUCUUCGGGUUCUCUCACACACUCUUUCUCUGGUUUCGUCUGAAUUUAACACUCGAUAGAAUGGCAUCCAACAGUCGUCAAGGUGGAAUUCAACAGUUGUUGGCUGCUGAACAUGAGGCACAGGCGAUUGUGAAUGCUGCAAAAAAUGAAAAAUAUGCUAGGCUGAAACAAGCCAAAGAAGAGGCUGAAAGGGAGAUUGCUGAACAGCGAACUCUUUUGGAAAACCAGUUUCAACAGAAAUUAUCAGCGAGCAGUGGAGAUUCUGGUGCUAAUGUCAAGAGACUUGAGCAAGAGACUGAUACAAAAAUCCAUGAGCUGAAGACUGAGGCUGCUAGAAUUUCAGGAGAUAUUGUUUCCAUGCUUCUCAAGUAUGUUACAACCGUGAAGAACUAG